AGGUUCUCAGAAUAUCAAGAAAUGUAAUGAAACUGCAGUACAACACAAACUUCAAAGUGACUAAUGGAAAAUUAUAGCAAGAAGUUCUACUGAUGUCGGAGUGUUAGAACAAACAUUAUUCAAAUAAGUUGCUUCCUUUAAUGAUGUCAAGUGUUGCUUGGUUCAAAUGCAUUGUCUGGUUUCUUCUCUGCUGUUCAAACUUUUGGUCUCAAAAUAUAGUAACUACCUAUGCAUUUGGAAAUGAGACCGAUCAAUCAGCACUGCUCAAAUUCAAAGAAUCAAUAGAUCUUGACCCUAAUGAAGUGUUCAACUCUUGGAAUAGUACAAGCCACUUUUGCAAGUGGAACGGAGUCACAUGCAGUCCACGACACCAAAGAGUUACAGAGCUAAAUCUAACAGGAUGUCACUUGCAUGGUUUCAUAUCACCAUACAUUGGUAACCUUUCGUUUUUGAGAAAGCUCUUCCUCGAGGACAAUCACUUCUAUGGUGAAAUUCCACAAGAAUUGGGGCGUUUGUUCAGAAUACGUGUACUAUAUUUCACCAAUAACAUCUUAGGGGGAGAGUUUCCUAUCAGCUUGGCAAAUUGCUCUGAACUGAGAUACUUAAGUUUAGAUAGCAAUCUUUUCACUGGUGAAAUACCAAGAAAGAUUGAAUCCUUUGGCAAUCUUAAACAGUUGAGAAUUCGGGGGAACAAUCUAACUGGACAAAUCCCACCUUCCAUUGGAAAUUUAUCUUCCCUCACUCGACUUUCUUUGAGUUCAAAUACACUGCAGGGAUUCAUUCCAGAAGAAAUAGGCCUCCUGAGAAAUUUGAGAAUAUUGGGCUUGUCAAAUAAUAAACUAUCUCACAGCAUUCCACUUUCCUUGUACAAUUUGUCAUCUCUCUAUAUCUUCUCACUCACAAACAAUCAAUUUAAUGGCUCUUUUCCAGACAACAUGUUCCUCACCCUACCUAAUCUUGAAGAGUUUACAGUGAGUGGGAAUCAAUUCUCAGGUUCAAUCCCAGCUUCCAUCACUAAUGCAUCAGGGAUGCAAAUAUUGGAUAUUGGUGACAACCAAUUGGUAGGACAAGUUCCAAGUCUAGGGAAGUGGAAGGAUAUUUCAACUCUGCAGCUAAGUUUAAAUAAUCUGGGUAACAAUUCAUCUAAUGACUUGCAAUUUUUGAAGUCUUUGAUCAAUUGUAGUCAGCUAGAUAUAUUAGAUAUAGGGUACAACAAUUUUGGAGGGCCUUUUCCUAGGCAUGUGAGCAAUCUCACCACCAAACUCACCCAACUAAUUGCUGGUGGCAAUAACAUUUUUGGAGAAAUUCCUAUGGAAUUAGGAAAUCUUGUUAACUUAAUUACCUUGGCUUUGGAGAAAAAUAGCCUAACUGGCAUCAUUCCAACUAGUUUUGGUAAGCUUCAAAAGAUGCAAUUAUUAAGUUUGGGAGUAAACAAAUUGUUUGGAGAGAUCCCUCCUUCCAUAGGCAAUCUGAGUCAGUUGUAUUACCUAGAACUGUCAUCCAAUAUGUUUGUUGGAAAUAUUCCUUCAACCAUUGGAAAUUGCCAACAUUUACAAUUUCUACAUCUUUCAAACAAUAGUCUCACUGGAGCUAUACCAUCACAACUAUUUGGAAUUCCCUCUUUAUCUACUGCACUGGACCUAUCAUAUAACUCAUUAAGUGGCAGUCUAUCAGCAGAAGUGGGCAUGCUAAAAAAUAUUGACAUUCUGGAUGUGUCUGAAAAUUAUAUCUCUGGUGUCAUUCCUGAAACAAUUGGAGAAUGCAUAACCUUGGAGUACCUUUAUUUAAAGGGUAACUCCUUCCAUGGAAGCAUGCCUCCUUCAUUGGCAUCCUUAAAAGGUCUUAGAGAAGUAGACCUUUCUAGAAACAACUUGUCUGGAUCAAUUCCAGAAACACUACAAAACCUUUCUUUUCUGGAAUACUUCAAUGCUUCUUUCAACAUGUUGGAGGGUAAGGUGCCAACAAAUGGUGUCUUUCAAAAUGCUAGUUCAAUUUUAGUGGCUGGAAAUAGCAAGCUUUGUGGUGGGAUAUCUGAACUAAAGCUUCCACCUUGCCCUUUAGAAGCUAAGACAAGAAGAAUACACCAUAAUCUCAAGUUAGUAGUGGCGAUAUCCUGUGUGGUUUUUUUUCUUUCUACACUAUCCUGUAUCCUUGGUAUGUUUUUGAUAAGGAAAAGACACAAAAAGUCAUCUACCAAUUCAACAAUUGAUCAACUUCCUAAGGUAUCAUACCAGAACCUACUCCAUGCAACUGAUGGGUUCUCAUCUUGGAACUUGAUAGGAACAGGAAGUCACGGGUCUGUAUAUAAAGGAAUUCUUGAUCCGAUGGAAGGAUUUGUUGCUAUAAAGGUUCUAAACCUCCAAAAAAAAGGGGCUAAGAAAAGUUUUAUGGCUGAAUGUAAAGCAUUAAGACAUGUUCGGCACAGGAACCUAGUGAAGGUUGUUACAUGUUGCUCUAGUGUGGAUUACAAUGGAAAUGAUUUUAAAGCUUUAGUGUUUGAGUAUAUGCCAAACGGAAGCUUAGAGGAAUGGUUGCAUCCACAAAAUGGAAGAGAAGAACAAACAAGAACUUUGAACCUUGAGACAAGAUUAGAAAUUGUGGUUGGUGUUGCUUCUGCACUACACUAUCUUCACCAUGAGUGUGAGGAACCUAUUAUUCACUGUGAUUUAAAGCCAAGUAAUAUUCUUCUUGAUGAUGACAUGGUUGCUCAUGUUAGUGAUUUUGGCUUAGCAAGACUUCUCUCAACAAUCAACAACUUUGACAACCUUAGUACAAGUGGAAUAAAAGGGACUAUAGGUUAUUGUCCCCCAGAGAAUGGAGCAAGUUUUCAGGUGUCAACAAAAGGUGACAUGUACAGCUUUGGUAUUCUAAUUCUGGAGAUGUUAACUGGGAGACGACCGACAGAAGAAAUGUUCAAAGAUGGACACAACCUCCAUAACUAUGCUAAAAUUUCAUUUCCAAAUAACUUGUUGGAGAUUGUUGAUGCAACUCUUGUUUCAGUGGAAAAUGUAUCUCCUACAAUUACAGCAUCAGAACAGCACAACAUAUCUGAGAUUGCAGAUAAUUUGCAUCUUAAUACCAAAAUGUGUUUGCUUUCAUUAUUUAAGAUUGGUCUAGCUUGCUCAGUGGAGUUACCAGGAGAAAGGUUGGACAUGAUGGAAGUCAUCAGGGAGCUAAAUAUGAUACGAAAUGCUUUUUAUGCUUGACGAAUAAGAGGUAAUUAUAUAUAUAAGAAGUGUUUGA
Molecule: messenger RNA, 3243 nt
Organism: Vigna radiata var. radiata (mung bean)
Lineage: Eukaryota; Viridiplantae; Streptophyta; Magnoliopsida; Fabales; Fabaceae
Product: probable LRR receptor-like serine/threonine-protein kinase At3g47570
Exons: 4
Coding region: 141-3206 (1021 amino acids)
Biological process (GO): protein phosphorylation
Molecular function (GO): protein binding; protein kinase activity; ATP binding
Source: RefSeq, a predicted model, not a curated record